Molecule: messenger RNA, 1241 nt
Organism: Tricharina praecox
Lineage: Eukaryota; Fungi; Ascomycota; Pezizomycetes; Pezizales; Pyronemataceae
Exons: 2
Coding region: 497-1147 (216 amino acids)
Source: RefSeq, a predicted model, not a curated record
UUCAGGUUCAGGUUCAGGUUCAGGUUCAGGUUCAGGUUCAGUUCUGGUUCUGGUUCAGGCUCAGGUGCGGGUUUGGGUUCAUGUUUAUUUCUGGUUCGGGCAAUUUGUUUCUGUGGGGUUUCACUCCACGGUGCCAACUUCCCAAGUGUUUCGCUGCUUCCAGCCUUUGUUCCACUGCUUCCUUCACUGCUUCUUCCCUUGCGAGUCCCGGGCUCAGCCGUCUGGGCAGUGGCAAAGGCAGUGGACAUGCGCAGGAUACAGAUGCAUAUGCACAUGCAAAUGCAAAUGCCGUUCGUCACCAUGGUCCAUGGCUUCCGUCUGUAACCGUUUGUCUGUAACCGUUCGUUUGGGAGACUGUAACCGUGAGACCGUGAGACUGUGGACUGUGGAUGUCACGGUGUGGGGUGACACGAUGUAGUAGAUACCCGUGAGUCCACUCUGCGACUCUCACAAUGCUCCUGCUUUUGGGGAUUUGAUAUUCAGGGUCGAAUCUUGAAUGAGAUCACCACUGACCAGGCUCCGGCGGCGCACCGGGGAGCUGGGAGAAGCGUACGGCCUAUGCAGGUGUAGGUACUUGACUACCUACAGUACAUAUAUGCAUCCCCCCUCUCCAACCCACGAGCACGGUGGCUUCCAUGAACCUCGGCAGAUAUGCGGAAACUCCCCUCUACACGAGGACACGGGACAUCACUCAAGUCUCAACCUCUGCGCGGGCGGGUGCCGGCUUUCGGUCGGUCAGUCGGGAGGGCGCACAACCGUAAUCUCGUGGCAUCAGCAUCAGUCUGUUUCGGCGCGCCCGACGGCGACUCCAGCGAUUCCAGCGGCGGCGGCGACGGAGGAGGCGGGGAAACACACAUACACACAUGCUCACUUACAGACACGCGACCAUAUUAGGCAGGAACAAGAUUCAGUGGUGGGGAAGUGGAAGAUCUUAGGUAACAUGCGCCCGAAGGAAAGGAAAUUUGCGGGGCAAUGGGGAAGCCUGAAGCCUGAAGCACGCAUGCCCGACAGGACAGGGCUGGACGAAGGAGUCGAUUGGCUCAUGCUCAGGCUGUAUGUUGGAUGGAUGGAUGCAUGUAUGAUGCUGUACGUAAGGCAUCUAGUCCACGGUUCGAGGUUCGUACGGUAUGUGUUAGUCGGGGCCUGAGUUGUGUAGUUGUGGAGUGGAGUUGUGGAGUAUGUAUGUGGAGUUGUGUAGUUGUGGAGUGGAGCUGUGGAGUAUGUAUGUGGAGUUGUGGAGU